CUGAUCACUGUAGUUCAUGGAACUGGAAGUCUCUCUCUCUCCUGCAAUUUCCGUUUCCGUUAUUUAGUCAGACAGAGAGAAGCGAAAACCCAGGAAGGAAAAGUCAAACGGAGCCAUCUUUGGUUGUUGUGGGUUGUCUCAUGUCUGCUUUUGCUUUCUACUAUAUUUUAUAUUUACCCCCAUGGCUUGAUCAUGUAAAUCCUGCAUUAAAAUACACCAAUAACUAAAUUCUACUCUACCCUUUAUCCUAUGGGAGAAAUAAUAAUUUAAUACAGGCACCCCUUUCCUCCUUCUUCCUCCCUGGUUCGUUGAACUAGAUUUAAAGGUUCGGUUGGAGUCCGGAUGAGAGAGAAAGUGCUAGAAAAGAUAGAGAGAGAGAAAGAGAGAGAGAAAAGAAAGAAGACGGUGAUUUAUGUUGUUUCUGACCCAUCUUUUUCUGAUCUGUUUAUACACUUUUUGCUGUGAAAGUUGAAAGAUCCCUCUGAAUAUACACUUACCCUUAUACAGUACACAGAUAGAUACAAUCAGUGGCCUGGAUUUGCAGAUUCUGUAGCCUGAGGUAUAGAUCUUGGAUCUCACUCUCUAAUCCUCCAAAUCUUGGGGUAUAUAUGGGUCUUUGAGGAAGCUAUGGAGCUUUGAUCAGCUUAUUGCCCUUAUUCAUUGCUCUUAUUUUCUGGGCAUAGCCAUAUCUACACGAUAAGAGGAAUCUAAUUCAUCAGGAGAUAUCGGACUAAGAGAUAAAUUUAUACCGGUGUCUGCAUUGCUGCGUAUCAAUUAAAGGGUCAAAUGUCGUUCCGUAGCAUAGUUCGUGAUGUAAGAGAUGGAUUUGGGAGCUUAUCAAGGAGGAGUUUUGAUGUCAGGCUUCCGGGUCACCACAGGGGGAAAUCCCACGGUUCGUUUCAUGACUUGCAUGACCAGCCAUUGGUAGUUCAAAGCAGUCGGUGGGCCAACCUUCCUCCGGAGCUACUUUGUGAUGUAAUUAAACGAUUGGAGGAGAGCGAGAGUACAUGGCCUGCUAGAAAGCACGUUGUUGCAUGUGCUGCCGUUUGUAGGUCAUGGAGGAGUAUGUGCAAAGAAAUUGUUAGAAGUCCGGAGCUUUGUGGGAAGCUCACUUUUCCUGUUUCCCUGAAGCAGCCGGGAUCUCGUGAUGGAACUAUUCAGUGCUUCAUCAAAAGGGAUAAAUCUAACUUAACAUACCUCCUUUACCUAUGUCUUAGCAAUGCUUUGCUUGUUGAAAAUGGGAAAUUCCUUCUUUCUGCUAAGAGAACUCGACGAACUACAUGCACCGAAUAUGUUAUUUCAAUGGAUGCUGAUAAUAUUUCAAGAUCUAGCAGCACGUACAUUGGAAAGCUGAGGUCAAAUUUUCUUGGCACUAAAUUCAUCAUGUAUGACACUCAGCCCCCACAUACAGGGGCCCACGUUCCCCCACCUGGACGAACCAGCCGCAGAUUCUCCAAAAAAGUAUCCCCUAAAGUCCCCGCAACAGGCAGCUACAACAUAGCCCAGAUCACCUAUGAGCUGAAUGUGCUAGGAACGCGGGGACCACGAAGGAUGCACUGCAUCAUGCACUCGAUCCCCGCCGCCUCGUUAGAGGCUGGGGGCACGGUUCCUGGGCAACCAGAACUCCUUCCCCGCUCCCUCGAGGACUCAUUCCGGAGCAUUUCCUUUUCCACCGAAUUCAGCAGCUCCCGAUUCUCUGAGAUAGUUGCUGGCAGUACGAGUAAUGAGGAAGAAGAUGGUAAGGCGAAACCUUUGAUUCUAAAAAACAAGGCCCCACGGUGGCAUGAACAGUUGCAGUGCUGGUGCUUGAAUUUUCGUGGGCGGGUGACGGUUGCCUCUGUGAAGAACUUUCAGUUGAUUGCUGCCACACAACCGCCGCCGCCGCCGCCGCCUCCUUCUGCCAGUGGUGCACCCACGGGUUCUCAGCCGCCGACCCAAUCAGAGCACGACAAGAUUAUUCUGCAGUUUGGUAAGGUUGGAAAGGACAUGUUUACGAUGGAUUAUCGAUAUCCCUUAUCUGCAUUUCAGGCUUUUGCGAUUUGCUUGAGCAGCUUUGACACAAAGCUGGCUUGUGAAUAGAAGUGAACGUAUGAAAAUUAACCAAUAGAGUGGUCAGAAAAUGGCACAAAAAGAGCAUUGGAAG
Messenger RNA from Rhododendron vialii, 2143 nucleotides. Its product is annotated as tubby-like F-box protein 8. The transcript is spliced from 6 exons. Bases 787 to 2079 code for a protein of 430 amino acids. Gene Ontology annotation, molecular function: protein binding. The record is from RefSeq and is a predicted model, not a curated record. Lineage: Eukaryota; Viridiplantae; Streptophyta; Magnoliopsida; Ericales; Ericaceae.